Molecule: messenger RNA, 2101 nt
Organism: Portunus trituberculatus (swimming crab)
Lineage: Eukaryota; Metazoa; Arthropoda; Malacostraca; Decapoda; Portunidae
Product: lipid droplet localized protein-like
Exons: 11
Coding region: 202-1590 (462 amino acids)
Biological process (GO): glycolipid biosynthetic process
Cellular component (GO): lipid droplet; plasma membrane; mitochondrion
Source: RefSeq, a predicted model, not a curated record
GUUCUACCAAAACAACAAGAUCAACAUUACAUGCGUGAUUAUACGAUACAGCUUACGUUUACUUCAUCAUUACAAUCUUUUCCUAAUCUACGGAAUAUAACAACUAGCACCUCAACCAGUACAGUAUCUGAGACUUAUUAAUUAUUCACCCGUAUCUUUCCCCUAGUCAUAGACCCCCUACCCUCCCCCUCCCUCCUCAGCAUGUUAAAGGUCUCGCGGUACUUAGUGAACUCUGUGGGAGGUCACCAAACACUACUAACAAGAAUGGCAUCGCAAUUGGCUGGUCAGCGGUAUGACCUGGUGGUAUUUGGGGCCACUGGGUAUACAGGACAGUUUGUGGUGGAGGAAAUAGCUCGGACAGCCCAACAGGAAAGGGCUAAAGGUAAAGUUCCACUCUCCUGGGCCAUAGCUGGGCGCUCUGAGAAGAAGCUGCAGGAUGUCCUAACCACAGCCAAGAAAGAGACAGGUUUGAGCUUGGAGGAUGUUGGACUCGUCCUGGCCAAUGUGUCAGACCAAAAAUCUCUGAAUGAAAUGGCUGCCAAGUCCAAUGUUGUCAUCAACUGUGUGGGCCCCUACCAGCUGUACGGCGAGCCAGUAGUGCAAGCCUGUGUGGAGAAUGGUGCCAAUCAUGUUGACAUAUCAGGUGAAACUUUGUUCAUGGAAAGUAUGCAGCUGAAGUAUAACAAGGCAGCAAAGGAGGCUGGAGUACACAUUGUGAAUGCCUGUGGGUAUGACUCCAUCCCAGCUGACCUUGGAAUCAGGCACAUGAUUCGCAAUUUCAAGGGUCAGCUGAAUGCAGUUGAAAUGUUUGUUCAUACAUCUGGAGGGGGCUCAAAAAGUGCAAUACACACGGGCACAAUGGAGUCUGCUGCUCUGGUCAUUGCCAACCGGUCAAAGGUUGGGGCAAUAAGGAGAGAGCUGUUCCCCACACCACUGCCAAAGCCAAAGUAUAAGGUUGCAAAGAAAGGAGCACUCUACAAGAAUGACAGACUUGGGUUCUGGGGUGUCGCCUUUCCUAGUGAUGAGCCCGUGGUGUACCGAACUCAAAGAUAUUGUUAUGAAGUGCUUGGGGAGCGUCCCAUCCAGUUUCAGCAAUUCCUUAGGAUGCCCUCAAUGCUGCACGGGGCAAUGCUGCUCAUAGGUCUGGCCUACUUUGCUUUGUUAAGCUCAUUUACAUGGACAAGAAAUUUACUUUUUAAGUAUCCUGACAUUCUCACAGCUGGGGUGUUCAAGAAAGCUGGAGCUAAGCGAGAAGAUCUUAAAAACUUAAAAUUCACUGUCACACAAAUUGGCCAUGGCUGGUCUGAGAAACUGGUUGAAGGCUCAGAUGAAUAUGCCAGUCCUCCUGAUUCUUCCAUUAUUGUGAAGGUGAAGGGUCCAGACCCUGGAUAUGGUGCCACUUCCAUCAUGAUGGUCUCAGCUGCCAUGACUAUUCUGAGAGAAAAGAGUUCGUGCUCCGAAAAGGGUGGAGUGAUGACACCAGGGAUUGCCUUUGCUAACACAGGCAUCAUUGAGCGCAUGUGUGAACGGGGCAUGAGCUUUACAGUGGAACAGGAGCAGCAGAAAAAUGAAAUCAAGGCUCGUUUGUAAUAAGUAGACACAAGCAUAAUGUUAAGAUUCCACUUGUUUUUUCUUAGCUGUUGUAGAAUGGCUGUUGAUCAGCCUCUGUUUAUCAUUCAUGUCAGUUUUCAGAAAUGUAUAUUUUCUCAGAUAUAAAAAGAUUUUUGUUAUAUUAUGGGAAUUAUGUUAAGUUAAUAAAUGAUAGAAAUGGCCGGAUGUGUAAUUCAAUUAAUUAAUUAAUUAUUUUUAUUUAUUUAUUUAUUUUUUUUUUAGCUGCCUUGUUUAUUUCUCCAUGCAGACUGUCUAGCAUGCUCAUUAAGAAUGUAAUUAUGAUAAUUCAAGGUUUAAAGUAACUUUUGACUUGUAUAUAUCACUGUGAUAUUUCUUUUCCUGUAUUUGAAGGGAGGCAUGUAUGAAGGGAGGAAACCCUACAGAAAAUACUGAGUUGCACUGAAAAACUGAGAAGAAAACUUUUUUCUGUAUCUUAUUUUGCUUCCUGGGGAAAUAAAGAUGUUCCUGACCAAGAUCAGGAGGCUACAUA